GAUGUUAUCAGCGUUUGUCAAUUAAGUUAUAUUUGAGGGCGAUGUUUUAUGGAUUUUGAGCCAAUAUGUUGGGAGCUUUCUUCUUUACUCUCCAUCCUUUUAGGACUCAGAGACAAAAGAGAACCAAAACCCAUAAGAGAGGUUUAUGGGACAUUCAGAUGCACAAAGUUGUAUUUGAGAAAGAUGCAUCUCGUGAUGGAACUGCAUUACUUUUUACGUUUCGUAACCAGCGACAGAGACGCGGAAAACAUAAAAAUUAAAGUCAUCCUUCUCAUUGUUGGCUUAGAGGCUGAAUUUGAUGUUUUUAAUUUGGACAUAAGGUUGAGCAACACAAUCUGGAGGGAACAAAUCCUCAACAAAUGAUUAUCAUCAUGCCAAACAGUACAUACAUUAGAAGUGCAGAGCAAGGUUGAUGUUGGAGGUUACAUGGCGUCGGCUCAGCCAAUCGGUGCCGAUAAUAUCCGGACACUUUUAAUUGGAGAUCUGCAGUUUUGGAUGGAUGAAUAAUAUCUCUAUAGCUGCUUUACAAAUAUUGGAGAUGUACUAAAAUUUCUAAAAUACUUUGUUGCUGCUGAGUGUUUUUAAUAUGUAAAACUGUAUCAUGGGGAGAAAAAUAAAUAUAUUAAAUUGUUGUGAGAAUACAGUUGUAUAUUCUUUGGAUUGAUUUUCUAUUGAGGGCAAUGCAGGUUUAACUGAGGUAAAUGAAUA
This is a messenger RNA of Nicotiana attenuata, 708 nucleotides long. RefSeq lists its product as uncharacterized. The coding region runs from base 49 to 363 and encodes 104 amino acids. Lineage: Eukaryota; Viridiplantae; Streptophyta; Magnoliopsida; Solanales; Solanaceae. The record is from RefSeq and is a predicted model, not a curated record. The transcript is spliced from 3 exons.